UACAAAAUCCAGGGGAUAAACCCCAUUGCUUAUUACCAUGUGUUUGUGGAAGUGGUAAUGAUUGAUGGGUAUUACUGGCAUUAUCAGAACAGCAAAUGGACUCAAAAUAAAAAGAAAGAGAAGGAUGUUGCAGGGAACCAGCUUUCUAUCCACCCAGUUUCACCCAACACAGGGGCCUACUGGAUGAGGCAAGAGAUAUCAUUUAGAAAACUCAAGCUGACUAACAAAAAGGAAACUUCCAAGAAUGAGAACCAGGUCAUACAACUAAACAUUCAUUGUAGUCUCUUUGCCAAAGAUUUUAGAGAAAGCCUGCCUCCCAGAGAAAGCUUGAAUAAAUCUUUCACCGAGGCCUAGAAGAGAAGGGGCCUGAAGAGAAACUUUGAAUCUAUCUCUAAGGAACAUGUGAAAAACAUUCUGAACUUUGCUCAUUUUUUAAAUUUGUGCCUCUGUGUGGAGGUUUAGG
Messenger RNA from Dromiciops gliroides (monito del monte), 463 nucleotides. RefSeq names its product T-box transcription factor TBX21-like. Gene Ontology annotation, molecular function: DNA-binding transcription factor activity, RNA polymerase II-specific; RNA polymerase II cis-regulatory region sequence-specific DNA binding. The coding region runs from base 58 to 354 and encodes 98 amino acids. Gene Ontology annotation, biological process: cell fate specification; positive regulation of DNA-templated transcription; regulation of transcription by RNA polymerase II. The record is from RefSeq and is a predicted model, not a curated record. NCBI's taxonomy places the organism in Eukaryota, Metazoa, Chordata, Mammalia, Microbiotheria, Microbiotheriidae. Gene Ontology annotation, cellular component: nucleus. The transcript has 4 exons.